AUGUCAUAUCAUUUACCAUUUGCUAAACCUUACCCCAAUGAACCAUAUCAUGCUUAUUGGAAUCAAGUCACUUCAACAAUAGAUUGGUGUGAAGAAAAUUAUAUUGUGACUCCAUAUAUUGCAGAAGCUAUAAAUACUAUAUCAAAUUCAAUUUUUAUAUUAUUAGCUGGAUUUGCCAUGUUUUCUGCAUUUAAAAAUAAUUUAGAAUUGAGAUUUAUAUUGAUAAGUUUUGGUUUUGCUUUAGUUGGUGUGGGAAGUUGGUUAUUUCAUAUGACUUUACAUUAUGAGUUCCAAUUAUUAGAUGAAUUACCAAUGAUUUAUGCAACUUGUAUCCCAAUGUGGAGUGUUUUCAGUGAAGGUGUUUCCAAGAAAAAAUCAAUUACAAUUGGUAUUUCUAUAAUAUUGGGUGCAAAUUUAUUAACUGCAAUUUAUUUAUAUUUAAAAGAUCCAACUGUUCAUCAAGUUGCUUAUGCCUUAUUAAAUGUUUUCAUUGUGGGGAAAUCUCAUUAUUUAACAAUAAAAAACAUUCAUAAUCAAACAACCCAAAAACAAUUAUUUAUAACAAUGAUUAAAGGAAUUGGUAUUUUCCUUUCUGGUUAUUUCUUAUGGAAUUUAGAUGUUCAUUUUUGUAAUUCUUGGAUUUGGUUAAGAAGAAGUAUUGGUAUGCCUUAUGGUUUCCUAUUAGAAUUACAUGCUUGGUGGCAUGUUUUAACUGGUUUAGGUGUUUAUUUUUAUAUUAUUUAUUUAGAAUUAUUAAGAAUUAAUUUAUUGGGGAAACAAGAUGAUUAUGAAUUGAUUUAUAAAUUUGGAUUUUUACCUGAAGUUAAAUUAUUAAAAAAGGAUAAAAAUGAAUAA
This is a messenger RNA of Hansenula ciferrii, 855 nucleotides long. It is a transcript of the gene YDC1, whose product is annotated as alkaline dihydroceramidase. NCBI's taxonomy places the organism in Eukaryota, Fungi, Ascomycota, Saccharomycetes, Phaffomycetales, Wickerhamomycetaceae. The transcript has a single exon. The coding region runs from base 1 to 855 and encodes 284 amino acids. The record is from RefSeq and is a predicted model, not a curated record. Gene Ontology annotation, cellular component: endoplasmic reticulum membrane. Gene Ontology annotation, biological process: ceramide biosynthetic process; ceramide catabolic process.